AUGGCUUCACGAGAUGCCCUGGAGUUCCCGGAAUCAGACAGGGGUUUUCUAGAGCCUCAACUGCCACCUCAAGAUGGCUCAACCCCGCGUCCAGAUAUGCCUUUCACAACUCUUACAUUCGCAACAUCACUGGAUUCCUCCUUGGCUAUAUCUCCAGGAACACGGACAGUUCUUUCAGGCCCUCAGUCAAAAGCCAUGACUCACUAUCUACGGUCUCGGCACGAUGGAAUUCUCAUCGGUGUCGGAACUGCUCUGGCAGAUGACCCCGGUCUCAAUUGUCGCCUCACUGGUGUCGGAGGCUAUGGAAAAGAGGGUCUAGAAGGCCAACCACGACCAAUUGUGAUUGAUCCAAGUGCUCGGUGGGAUUUUUCCGACGACAGCAAGCUGUUUCAGCUUUGCAGACAGGGCCGCGGUCUAGCACCCUGGAUCGUGACCUCGCUGCCAGAGCCGCCCGCCCAAAAGAAGGAAAAGCUGGAACAAUAUGGGGGAAGAUUUCUCCAAUUAAAAAUGGUGACCUUAGAUGAUGGCCAGCACCGAAUCGAUUGGUGCGACCUUCUCAAAAUGCUUCAUAUCAAUGGCCUUAAAAGUGUUAUGAUUGAAGGUGGCGCACAAGUGAUCAACUCGUUACUUGAACCGCAAUCGAUGUCCUUGAUCGAUCGAGUCAUCGUCACUAUUGCGCCUACGUGGCUUGGACAAGGUGGUGUCGUCGUGUCCCCCCCUCGGCGCUUUGAUGGAGAAGGCAACGCGAUCUCCGCUGCACGCUUGAAGAAUGUCCGGUGGUAUCCCUUCGGGGAGGACGUUGUCCUUUGUGGACAAGUGCGAAUCUGA
Molecule: messenger RNA, 828 nt
Organism: Penicillium manginii
Lineage: Eukaryota; Fungi; Ascomycota; Eurotiomycetes; Eurotiales; Aspergillaceae
Product: RibD family protein
Exons: 1
Coding region: 1-828 (275 amino acids)
Biological process (GO): riboflavin biosynthetic process
Molecular function (GO): 5-amino-6-(5-phosphoribosylamino)uracil reductase activity
Source: RefSeq, a predicted model, not a curated record